Messenger RNA from Hordeum vulgare subsp. vulgare (domesticated barley), 932 nucleotides. RefSeq lists its product as uncharacterized. The transcript is spliced from 2 exons. The record is from RefSeq and is a predicted model, not a curated record. NCBI's taxonomy places the organism in Eukaryota, Viridiplantae, Streptophyta, Magnoliopsida, Poales, Poaceae. The coding region runs from base 16 to 765 and encodes 249 amino acids.
UUGGCCGAUCGAUCCAUGGACCGCCGGCCGCCGCUCGCCGUCUCCCCGCGUCGGCUCCGCCCGCGACCGAGCCUAGCCGCCGCCGGACGCCCGCCCUUGGCGUCCUCCGUCCACAUUCCCUCGCCAGGAUUUAGCAAGAAAGCUCAGACUCCGAUGCGCUCGUCCAUCUCGGCUCUGCCGCCGCCGUCCUACUCCUCCUACCUCGAGACCAGUCCGCGGCAGAAGCCGGACUUCACCGGUGCGACAAGAGCUGCGGGGAAGGAGAACCUCUUCUUCCACGACGACGGCGACGAGGAGGAGGAGGCGCCUUUCAACCUCGCCGACGCGACCACGGGUGACUGGACAUCGGCGGCGGUGGCGCCGACCUGCCCGUUGUUCGAGAGGGGCAGGCUCUACGACCUCUACUCGGCACGGCGCAACGAGCGGCUCAAGCGGAAGCACGGCUGGUACGCCGCCGGCGAGGAGGAGGCGGGGGCCAUGGCCGAGGACCCCUGCGUGGCCGUGGAGCUGUCGAAGAGGCGGGUCGCCAAGAAGGCGGCCGGACCCCCCGAGUCCCUACUGAGGAGGUCGAUGCCGGCAGCAGCGGCGGCAGAGUUCUCGCAGAGCUACAGGGCCGGCGGCGGCCUGAGCGCCAUGAGGUCCUCCCUGAGGAGCAGCAAGGAGAUGAAGAAGCCUUCCGCCGCGUCGUCCUGCGCCCCUGCCGCCAAGCUCUCCGCGGCCAAGGGCAGGAGGGUUGGCUCGCAGUCGUCGGUUCGCAGGAUCUGAUGAUGGUGCGUGUGCUGCCGCUGGGAUGGACAUGGCGGUUGUGUUCUUCUUCUUCGUUGGUUCAUCGUUCGAUGGUUGGGUUGUUGAUAAACAGUACUAGUACUACUACUAGUGUGGAUUUUGGAAGUGGUUUGGGGGCAAUAUAGCUGCGUAUCUUGGUUACAUAA